Molecule: messenger RNA, 1555 nt
Organism: Xenopus laevis (African clawed frog)
Lineage: Eukaryota; Metazoa; Chordata; Amphibia; Anura; Pipidae
Gene: c1h12orf43.L
Product: chromosome 12 open reading frame 43 L homeolog
Exons: 6
Coding region: 39-752 (237 amino acids)
Biological process (GO): Spemann organizer formation; negative regulation of Wnt signaling pathway; Wnt signaling pathway
Cellular component (GO): nuclear envelope
Source: RefSeq, a predicted model, not a curated record
AGGCUCUGCGGCGUGUUAGGCACGUGACCACAAGUAAGAUGGCGGCGCCCAGACGAGGCACGCAGAAAAGUGACUCUGAUAGCAGUGACGAGGAUCUUGACCGGUUCCGUGAAGCUGCUUGGGUACCACCAGGUGCUCAUCAAAAGGUGUCAGAUGAGCAGAAUGAAAAAAUAGCUCUCCCAAGCCUUCGGGUGAGACCAGACUGCCAUGAGCAUGAUGGGAAUGAGCUGCAGACCACCCCUGAAUUCCGUUCUCAUGUUGCAAAAAAACUUGCAGCCAUUUUAGACAGCUCCAUCAGAGAGGUUUCACAAAACGAAGCUGUGCAUAUAAGUAAAGCAGGAAAUGGUGACAGCGAAGAUGAAGGUUUCCGCUUGUUCCGUACAUCUCUUCCUGGGGAAGCUGGAAUUGUAACAUCUACAAUUCCCAGAAGAAAAUUGGCUUCUUCUAGCAGUGAGGACAGUGAGGAGGAGCAGCAGAGGUGUCGGGAGGCAGCAGUCUCAGCUUGUGACAUUCUCAGACACAGUACACUGCAGCAGGAGCCCCAGAGUACACCAUCCAAUGUCUGUGACAAUCAGCCACCCAAAAAGAAAAGGAAGAAGAAAAAGAAAGACAGAGGAGAUACAUCUCAGAUUAAUUCAGUGGAGGAGACGAUGCACAUAGAACCUGGAAAGAAUGAGCUACAGGCAAAAAGAAAAAAGAAGAAGAAACAGAAGUUGGAAAUGGCACAUUGUGAUGAACUGGGGAAUGAAUAGUGGGGAAAUUAAACCUUCAUUCUUGCAAAAUCCAUUCAUUUGCCAAGGAGGUCGUGUUCCUAAGAAACCUGCACUCUUAUUAUUUUGUGAGUAAAUUAUAUCAGCGGUUAUCCAGUUCACAUCUGGCAGUGUAUCUUGCCCUUACACAUGGCAAAAGUUUGUGUCCUGUGCUUUGAGGCAGGUUGCUGUGUUGAUCAGGGAAAAGUAAAGCAGUGGUACUAAUUGAUACCCAACUUAUUCUUCCAAGGUCAUUAAGGGAGAGAAGACAUUUAGCAAUUUAAAUCCACCACUCAACCCUAGACAUAUACGUGGCAGCUGAUCACAGUUUUGCUUUGUCCAAUACAUUCUGUCUCACUGUGAGGAAGAUGCCAUUUGGGUGGAUAUGAAACUGUCAAUGGUGUUGUGUGAAGGAGAUAACAGGUGACUGUGGUUCUCUGGAGAACUUGAAUUGUGAUAGUGUAUCAAGCUGGCCGAGGACACUGUUGGAUAAAUAAAAAGAUAAUCACAUCAUACUUCAUUUCCUUACAACUGAUCAGUCUGUGUUUCUCCCAGUGGGAACUGAUCUAUAUAUUUGCAUUCUUUUAUAUUAUGGAUGUUUUUAGUCCCUGAAUGUACUGUACUAUUAUGUUUUCCUGCAAAGACAUCUAUAUAACUCUUUCACUCUCGGCUAAUGUUCACCUUAUCAUCUGAAGGCAGUCAUAAGCUUGCAAAAUAUAUGUAACAUCUUUGUAUAUGUUCUUUGUGAAAGGUAUAGUGAAAAAGAGAAUAUCUUACAGUAAAUAUUUUUGCAUUUCGAUCAGUAA